Molecule: messenger RNA, 1858 nt
Organism: Tripterygium wilfordii
Lineage: Eukaryota; Viridiplantae; Streptophyta; Magnoliopsida; Celastrales; Celastraceae
Product: protein RBL-like
Exons: 4
Coding region: 246-1724 (492 amino acids)
Cellular component (GO): Set1C/COMPASS complex
Molecular function (GO): protein binding
Source: RefSeq, a predicted model, not a curated record
UGCUAUGUUAUUCUUCGUUCUUUAGGGUUUCUAAUUAAGCUCAGACGCUGAAUCUGAGUACUACUCGUAUGAGUUUGCUGUAUAAACUUGGCUGAACAUGGAAGCUCCAAUACUCGAUGAAAUGAUUUUCUUUUUGUCAAAUUUGUGUUCUUGUUUUGUGGUAAUAUUUGUACUUCAUCGAAAAUCCACUGCAAGCAGGUAUUCCAGAGGGGGUAGAGGACGUCCUGGAGCUGGAGAAUGGGGUCAUGAAAUGUGUCGCCUUCAAUCGCCGGGGAACUCUCCUUGCCGCGGGAUGUGCUGAUGGAAGGUGCAUUAUCUGGAAUUUUGGGAAAUUGGUAAUUGCAAAGGAGCUUCAUGAUGAACAGUGUGCUUCUAUGAUAACAAGCAUCUCUUGGUCCAAAUAUGGAUAUCAAAUUCUUGUGUCAGCUAUUGACAAGUCCUUAACAAUUUGGGAUGUCUCGAGUGGGGAGAAGAUUAAUCGUAUUAUUCUUCCCGAAACCCCGAUGCAAGCUCAUCUGCAUCCUCGUUCUUCUGCUCCAUCCAUUUGCUUGGUAUGCCCUGUCUCAAUGUCAUCUGCACCUGCAAUUGUAGAUUUAAACACUGGAAGCCGAACUUUUCUUCCAGUUACAGUUCUGGACAAGGGCAAACAAGUUUUGACUUCAGCACACAAAAAAAUUACUGGUGUUUCGGCAAUUGCUGCAUGCUUCAAUAAGUAUGGAGACCUGGUUUAUGUGGGUAACUCCAAUGGUGAAAUACUUAUAAUAGAUUACAAAAGCAAUCAAGUACAAGCCAUGGUCCCUGUGUCUGGAGGUGUUAUUAUCAGAAACAUUGUGUUCAGUAGAAAUGGUCAAUACCUACUCACGAAUUCAUAUGAUCGAACAAUCAGGAUCUAUGAAAAUCUUCUGCCUUUGAAAGACGAACUUGGAACUGUUGAGGAACUGAAGAAGACCAUUGAUGUGCCUCAUGGCAUUGAGAAGAUGAAACUUGUAGGAUCCAAAUGCUUAAGACUUUUAAAGGAAUUUCAAGAGCCUGCUAAACAAUUACAUUUUAAAGCGGCUUGUUUCAGCAAUGAUGGGGAGCUUGUGAUUAGUGGCUCUGCUAGUAAAGAAGAUCAUGAUAUCUACAUAUGGAACCAGCUAGGAGAUAUCGUGAGAAUCCUUGAUGGUCCAAAGGAAGGGCUGAUUGAUUGGGCAUGGCAUCCGGUUUGCUCUGUUAUUGUCUCUGUUUCGUGGGGUGGUGUGGUGUAUGUCUGGUCUCCAGAGUAUGCUGAGAAAUGGAGUGCAUUUGCUCCGGAUUUUGAAGGGCUAGAGGAAAAUGUGGAAUAUGUAGAACGCAAAGAUGAAUUUGAUCUGAAUCCUAGGGAUGAAGAGGUCAAAGAAUCUGAUGUCACUGCUGAAGAUGAUGAAGUUGAUAUUCUGACAAUGGAGAAGGACGAUUUCAGUGAUUCGGAUAUGUCACAGGAAGAACUCUGUUAUUUGCCCAUCACUCCUUCCCCGGACAAGUGUGCAGGAACGUCUUCAAAGUUGAUAGACAAUAAUCAUUCUGGAUCUCCUUGUUCAGUGGAGGCUGGACAGAACAACCACGGAAUGAACCAUGCAUCAAGUCCACUUGCAGUCGUUGAUGCUUUUCUUGAAGAGGGCGCGGUAGCAGCUCCGCUGAAGAGAAAAAGGAGUCCCUCAGAGAAGGGGUGGGAGAUGCGUAGUUCACAUUCAAAAACCCCUUGAAACCUGUGAAAACUUUUUCGUAGAACAUUCAAAACUAAAUAAAAGUUGCAAAAACACUGGAUAAUAAUGCUGUCAGGAUGAUGAUUGACAACAUUGAAAUGUUCAUUGUUUCUCGAUGUAUUUGUGGAUGCGUG